This is a messenger RNA of Salarias fasciatus (jewelled blenny), 1741 nucleotides long. It is a transcript of the gene coq6, whose product is annotated as coenzyme Q6 monooxygenase. The transcript is spliced from 12 exons. The record is from RefSeq and is a predicted model, not a curated record. Gene Ontology annotation, cellular component: mitochondrion. Gene Ontology annotation, molecular function: FAD binding; 4-hydroxy-3-all-trans-polyprenylbenzoate oxygenase activity. The coding region runs from base 182 to 1633 and encodes 483 amino acids. Lineage: Eukaryota; Metazoa; Chordata; Actinopteri; Blenniiformes; Blenniidae. Gene Ontology annotation, biological process: ubiquinone biosynthetic process.
CAACACAACAUGGCUGGAUUAGAGAAGGGACACAGCUGCUCUCAUUAGGACACAUUCAAGGAGACCUGUCUCUCUGCGUGUGUCUCCCUGCUGCGUGGGGCGCGUCCACACUCCGGAGCCGGUCUGCUCGGCUGCGUCCACCGCGCCGCGUUUCUCCGAUGAAGACAGACUGAAGACAGACAUGAUGCACAAGCUGAGCAGGGCUCCGCUGGCCUUACAGGGACUGAGCCGCUGUUUCAUAACAGAGAAGCACUCAGCCUCAGUAAAGAUCGCCAGGAGAGGACUUGUGUGUGCAAAACACGUGGGCGAUGCCGGCGACAAUGAGGUUUAUGAUGUGAUUAUAUCCGGGGGAGGGAUGGUUGGAUCUACAAUGGCUUGCUCCCUAGGCAUGGAUCCCAACUUGGAGGGAAAGAAGAUCCUGCUGCUGGAAGCAGGCAACAAGAAAGUUAUGGACAAGGUCCCAGACACCUACAGCACCAGAGUGAGCUCCAUCAGUCCGGGCUCUGCAACCCUCCUCAGUGGUAUUGGAGCGUGGGAGCGAAUCACAAACAUGAGGUGUAAACCCUACAAAAAGAUGCAGGUUUGGGACGCCUGCUCCGAUGCCCUGAUCACAUUCGAUAAGGAGAACCUGCAGGACGAGAUGGCCUACAUCGUGGAGAACGACAUCGUGGUGGCGGCCGUCACCAGGCAGCUGGACAGCCUUUCUGAUAACGUCGAGGUGAAGUACAGGUCCAAAGUGGUGAAGUACUCGUGGCCGAUGCCCCACCUCGCCGCAGACUCCAUCCCCUGGGUGGAGGUCACGCUGGCCAGCGGAGAGACUCUCCAGACCAAACUGCUGAUCGGUGCCGAUGGACCCAAUUCGAUGGUGCGGCGCGAGUUGGGGAUACCGACGGUGAAGUGGAACUACGACCAGUCGGCUGUGGUCGCUGUGCUGCACCUCUCAGAGCCCACAGAGAACAACGUGGCAUGGCAGCGCUUCCUCCCCACCGGACCCAUAGCCAUGCUCCCGCUGUCGGACACGCAGAGCUCCCUGGUGUGGUCGACCAGCCACCAGCGCGCCGAGGAGCUGCUGGAGCUGGACGAGGAGAGCUUCGUGGACGCCAUCAACUCGGCCUUCUGGAAAACUGACAACCAGACUCAGCUCGUCCAGACGGCCGGCUCCAUGUUCCGCGGCGCCCUGUCCGCCAUCAUGCCGUCCUCGGGUUCGCCCCGGCAGCUGCCGCCCAGCGUGUCCGGGAUCGGCCCGAAGAGCCGGGUCAUGUUCCCUCUGGGCAUGGGCCACGCGUCGGAAUACGUCCGGCACAGGGUGGCUCUCAUCGGGGAUGCAGCCCAUCGGGUCCAUCCUCUGGCGGGUCAGGGAGCCAACCUGGGCUUUGGGGAUGUGGCUUGCCUCACACAGCUCCUGAGCCAGGCGGCCUUUAACGGGAAGGACCUGGGAGCGAUGCAGCACCUGUUGGAGUACGAAACGGAGCGCCAGCGGCACAACCUGCCCAUGAUGGCCGCCAUCGACCUCAUGAAGCGGCUGUACUCCACCAACGCGGCGCCCGUGGUUCUCCUACGCACCUUCGGCCUGCAGGCCACCAACAUGCUCCCCACGCUCAAAGAGCAGAUCAUGGCGUUUGCCAGCAAGUGAUGCAGCCGCAGCGGAUCCGGAGUCGUCGCACCGCCGGUGGCUGCAGGCCUCAAAGGCUGUGAACAGUUUAAAUGUAAAAAGCCUCAAUAAAGUUCUAUUUUGCUCUGA